Lodderomyces beijingensis is the source of this 1246-nucleotide messenger RNA. The record is from the annotation of a GenBank genome assembly. NCBI's taxonomy places the organism in Eukaryota, Fungi, Ascomycota, Pichiomycetes, Serinales, Debaryomycetaceae.
AUGCCUCGUAUGUAUCCACAGGGUCAUUGCCAACAGGCAGUUUGAUCACUAUUUGCAAUGGAUUUUAUUCAAAACAUAACUUUGAACGAUUUCAGAACCUUGAGGCCGCUUUUCACUCGCAAUUUUUUUUUCUUCUGUCUAGACAAGAGAGCAGUGAUUGAUUUUGGCUCAAGGGCUUGACUGGUCGUUGAGGUUCGGGUCCUCCUUUCUUUGAAUUUGAGAUUUCAUUCAGAGAUUGCUACAAACCUUUCCUUUCAUUUGUGAACUGAACUCCCGACACUUCAGUCACGAAAGAACAUCAUGAAGCUCAGUAAAAUUUUCAAGCGUGGAAUGAAAGUCGAUUUUAUUUUUCGACUUUCAUCACGAGGUGUUUGCGUCAAGUCAAGUCAGACUACUGAGUCUAGCUCGCUGAUUCUUGAAAUGACAUGCCUUAAGCGCUCAAGUGGUGUCUUUGCCUACGUUUAUGCCCGCGCCUGCGCCCACCCCUUGAAAUUUGACUUGAUUGAUACUAAAGGUAUGGUAAUUGCAAUCCAGGUACAAUCUUCAAAUAUUCAUUUGAAAGUAUAGAGGAACCCCCCCUUCGACCCUACCAUGGUGAAACUUUUGAAUCGUGUCGAGUGUUUUUUUUUUUUCACAACAAUUUGAUUCUAACAAUUUUUCUUUUUUUUUUUUUCCUUAAGGUGCCCCAAGAACUUACUCCAAGACCUACUCGACCCCUGCUAGACCAUACGAAUCAGCUCGUUUGGAUGCUGAAUUGAAGUUGGCUGGUGAAUACGGUUUGAAAAACAAGAGAGAAAUCUACAGAAUCGGAUUCCAAUUGUCCAAGAUCAGAAGAGCUGCUCGUGACUUGUUGACCAGAGAUGAAAAAGACACCAAGAGAUUAUUCGAAGGUAAUGCUUUGAUCAGAAGAUUGGUGAGAGUCGGUGUUUUGUCUGAAGACAAGAUGAAGUUGGAUUAUGUCUUGGCUUUGAGAAUUGAAGAUUUCUUGGAGAGAAGAUUGCAAACUCAAGUUUUCAAAUUGGGUUUGGCCAGAUCAAUCCACCACGCCAGAGUCUUGAUCUCCCAAAGACACAUUGCUGUUGGCAGACAAAUCGUCAAUGUCCCAUCCUUCACCGUCAGAUUGGACUCACAAAAGCACAUUGACUUUGCUCCAACCUCCCCAUACGGCGGUGGCAGAGCCGGUAGGGUUAAGAGAAGAUCACAAAACAAAAAGUCUGAAGAAGGUGGAGAAGAAGACGAAGAGUAA